This is a messenger RNA of Nematolebias whitei (Rio pearlfish), 502 nucleotides long. It is a transcript of the gene spcs1, whose product is annotated as signal peptidase complex subunit 1. Gene Ontology annotation, biological process: protein targeting to ER. Gene Ontology annotation, cellular component: signal peptidase complex; endoplasmic reticulum membrane. The record is from RefSeq and is a predicted model, not a curated record. Lineage: Eukaryota; Metazoa; Chordata; Actinopteri; Cyprinodontiformes; Rivulidae. The transcript has 4 exons. The coding region runs from base 94 to 402 and encodes 102 amino acids.
UUUUUCACAGUUCGACGUAGCGUUUUAAAAACCGGAAGUCAAACUACUUUGCUAGCUGCAGACAAAACAUUUCAGUUUAUUUCAACUAGAAACAUGCUGUCGAUAUUCAAAUCCAUUCCCACACAUAUGGAUUAUAAGGGCCAGAAACUGGCUGAGCAGAUUUUCCAAGGAAUUAUUCUCAUCUCUGCGGUGAUAGGAUUCAUCUAUGGUCUGAUCGUUCAGCAGUUUGGGUGGACAGUGUACAUAGUGUUGGCUGGUUUUGCUGUGUCUUGUGUGUUGACCCUGCCUCCAUGGCCCAUGUACAGGAAGAAUCCUCUGCCGUGGCAGCCAGUUGUACCAGAGAGCAGUGGGGAAUCUCCACAAAAGCCCCAGGAUGGCAGCAAAAGGAAGAAGCACAAAUAGAUCAAUAACGGUCCCAUACCUGGCUUCAAAUUAUCUUUUUUACACGAAGAACCAUCUUGGAGUUUGUCCAACAGUUCACAUUAAAAACAUUCAGAGUAAA